Molecule: messenger RNA, 1910 nt
Organism: Melanaphis sacchari
Lineage: Eukaryota; Metazoa; Arthropoda; Insecta; Hemiptera; Aphididae
Exons: 5
Coding region: 1-1770 (589 amino acids)
Source: RefSeq, a predicted model, not a curated record
AUGAACAAUUUUAAAUUAUCUAACGUUCCCAAAAGCAAUUUAGAACGUGUUCAAGAAUUUUUACACCCCGUAGAAAUUCGGAAAACAAAAAUUAAACAGGAAUCCGAUUUUAGAAGAAGAAAAUUAUUAUUGAAUUGGGAAUUACAAGAGAAACGUAUCCUGAAUUUUAAAAAUAGUCAGAAGAUUAAAAAAAUUAAAAAAAUCGCCGACAAUAAAACUAAAGCUGAUGAAAUUAAGUUUCGGAUAUCUGAGAUAAAUAACUUAAAAUUUUAUAAAAACCUGGAUCUGAUGAAGAAAUUUAAAAAAAGAGAUAAAAAAAUAGUGGCAAAUUUAAAAAAUCUUAAGCGUUCUGCAUUUGCUAAAAAACUAGAAAGAGAUUAUAACAGGUAUUGGAAUAAAAUCGACAGACAUACAAAAAUGAUAGAAACCAACAACUUAUUGAUAGAGAAAUGUGUAGACCACAAAUAUCCAACAGUUGAAGAAGAGGAGAUGAUUUAUGAAAUAGGAAAUAAAAAUGAAGAAAUAGAAAAGGAAACGGAAUCUUCAGAAAAAUGUUUCUACAUUCCCAAAUUAAAAUCUACGGACCGUUACACAUUUAUCGAGCGCAUUCAGAAUUUAAGAAUGAGUUCCAAUAAAUGCAAUCAGUAUGCUGAGUUUUGGGAAAAGACGGCACCGCUGUGGGAUAAAAUGACAUUGUGUCUGCAAGCCAACGAUACCGGAACAUUGGCGGUCAGUAAAUCGUCAUUUAACGAAGAGUACGCGGAAGAAAAAACUCGACAACAGCACUAUGAUUUGGUGGACGAAAGCCGGCCGCCGACAUUGGUGCAGGAGAUUAUGAUGAAUGACGUGGACUACUAUAUAUCAGAUGAAAUGGUGAUUGAAACGAUAGAACGGGCCAAAUCGCUGUCUGAACCGAACGUGUCUGCGGCUAAUCUUAUACACUUGACUAAGUGUAUAAUCGAAUACGAGGCUGACGUUAAAAGCAACGUUGAUUAUAUGGUUUCCGGGCUCACGGAGAGAGCCGUAUUCGAGUUUACGAAAAAGAAAAUUUCCGAGAAAAUAUUUGUGGACGUGCGUAGAACCAUCGAUAGGCUUCAACACUUAAACGACGACAAUGUAAUUCCCACCAAACUGAUAAAAUCCAAGAAUAAAGUCGAAGUCACCUCUUUCGUUUGCAACAUGAUCAGCAACGUUGAUAACAAAAACUUCAAACAGUUCGACAAACCGAUUGAUGACGAUCCGCAUUACUUGGCUCUGAUUUCAGAAACGGCCGACGAUAGAUUACAAAAGUUUCUGUGGGAAAACUUUAAUCAAGAGAUUAUGUCCCCGAUAAGAUUCACAAUGAGUCACCGAGUGAAUCUUUUCGAGCACGUCGACAAUGUGGUUCGGUCAUUCUUGGAGAAGGCGCACCAAAAAACAGCGCACUUCGUGUCCACCGCCAAGGUAGACGAAUAUGCUGAGCACGUCAAAUCGAAGACGGAAAGCAAUGACACAACUGUAGUGUCGCUUAAGAUGGAUUUGGUGUACAGGAUUUGUCGAAAACUCACAAAGCUAGUGUUCGGCAUGUUUGCGACGGAAGAACGAACGGCGCAUAACCUUGAGGCGACUGUCAACGCGUACGUGUUGCAUGUAUCGAACCGGACAACCCGUGUGAAUUACAACAAACGUCACUACAAACCGCGUGAGCUGGUUGACACAAAUUACUUCACUGAUAAGUACAAAAAUGUGGCAAAAUCGCUUCAAAACCAAUAUCGCGCUUUGCACUUUUAAUAGCAAUAAGAAAAUCCGCAGUAUUAAUUACCUAUAGCUAUAACUUUAACUACACCAAAUCUUGCUCUCUUCCGGAAUACGCAAUAUGCUAAAAAAAAAAAAAAAAAAAAAAAUAGUACAAAAAUAAUUGUGUUAAAUUU